UCCGGCUGGACCUGCACCCCCAGGGGCGCCUGGUUUCCAGAGGCGGCUCGUCGGUGCUGCCCCGCUUGCCCAUGGCUUCGUCUGGCAGCGGCAUGGAGGAGGUGCGCGUUUCAGUGCUGACCCCACUCAAGCUGGUGGGGCUGGUCUGCAUCUUCUUGGCGCUGUGUCUGGAUCUGGGAGCCGUGCUGAGCCCGGCCUGGGUGACGGCCGACCACCAGUCUUACCUGUCCCUCUGGGAGACCUGCACCAAGUCCAGCAACUUGGACUCCUGGGACUGCACCUCUACCUUGAACAGCGAUUGGCAGAUCGCUACACUUGCUAUGCUGUUGGGGGGUGCUGCCAUAAUUCUUAUAGCUUUCUUGGUUGGAUUAAUUUCAAUCUGUGUGGGGUCACGGAGGCGGUUCUACAGACCAGUUGCUGUCAUGCUGUUUGCAGCAGUGGUUCUUCAGGUGUGCAGUCUUGUCCUUUAUCCAAUCAAGUUCAUUGAAACAGUAAACUUGAGAAUAUACCACGAGUUCAACUGGGGCUAUGGCCUAGCUUGGGGUGCAACUAUAUUUUCAUUUGGGGGUGCCAUACUUUAUUGCCUAAACCCUAAGAACUAUGAAGACUACUACUGAAAGCAGCUGCUUAAAUCUAAUAAUAAGAAGAAUAAAACAAGGAUUGUUCUGUCUUUUCUAACUCAGUGUUUUUAGGACUUUU
Gekko japonicus is the source of this 699-nucleotide messenger RNA. RefSeq names its product transmembrane protein 47 (gene TMEM47). NCBI's taxonomy places the organism in Eukaryota, Metazoa, Chordata, Lepidosauria, Squamata, Gekkonidae. Gene Ontology annotation, biological process: cell-cell adhesion. The record is from RefSeq and is a predicted model, not a curated record. The transcript has 3 exons. Gene Ontology annotation, cellular component: membrane; cell-cell junction. The coding region runs from base 72 to 617 and encodes 181 amino acids.